UGUAGUUAGUGGUGACAUGUUAUCGUAAACAUACAUGGAGUCUGUUAACCCACGUGGGUUCUCUUAAACACAUAUUAUUGGAAUUUGCCGUUCCACCAAUGUAAUUGUUUAUAAUGGAGCAUGAAAGAGCAAAGAAAUUAUGUUUGAAUGUGUGACAGGAGGAUGUUGCAUGCGCAAGUACAUUGCCUGCAAAGCUGUGUAGGCUGUUAUCGUGGAUUUUCACGUGUACGUCAAGAAAUACUUGUGAAACGGUGCUUAUCGGUCAUGGCGAAAAGUAGAUUCGAGUAUGUAAAAAAAUUUGAAGCGAAUGACAGUUGUCUGCCGAACUGCUGGAUAGUGGUUAGAAUUGAUGGGAAAGAUUUUCACAGGUUUACGGAUGCUCAUGGUUACGAAAAACCUAACGAUGUUCGAGGACUUAAUCUUAUGACUGAAGCGGCAACUUAUGUAAUGAAUCAGUGGAAAGAAAUAUGUAUAGCUUAUGGACAAAGUGAUGAGUACAGCUUUGUCUUUAGGAAAGACACCACAUUGUUCAACCGCAGAUCUUCAAAGCUUAUGAGCAUCGUAAACAGUUUAUUUUCGUCGGCAUUUGUUUACAAUUGGGGAAAAUGUUUUGGUUCAGUUCCAUUACAGUACCCACCUUCAUUCGACGCACGGGUUGUGCUGUAUCCGUCCGACGAUAAUCUUAAAGAUUAUUUGAGCUGGAGACAGGCAGAUGUUCAUGUGAAUAACCUGUACAACACUGCUUUCUGGUCACUCGUAUUAAAAAAGGGGAUGACUAAUACAGAGGCAGAGGAACGACUACGUGGUACUCUCACCGCAGAUAAGAAUGAGAUACUCUACUCAGAAUUUGGUAUAAACUACAAUAAUGAACCUCCAAUGUUUCGUAAGGGUACAGUAUUGCUCAGGAAGCUGAUUAGAGUUGAAGAGGGUGGAAGACCUCGCAAAGUUGUUUUACCAUUUUGUAUAGAUAUAAUUGGAAAACAGUUUUGGGAUGAAAAUCCUGAAAUACUGAACUUUCGUGAACUUCAGAUAUGUGACAGUGGCUGUGAAUCUCAAAAUUCUGUUUCUAGAGAAGCUCCCAAAAACUCUGUUUCCUGAAGACAGCAGAAAUAUUUAUGACAAAUUGUAAUAUAUUUUCAUCACAUUUUAUGUGCUUUUAAUAAAAGACAUUGCAGAUUUGUAA
Molecule: messenger RNA, 1183 nt
Organism: Schistocerca serialis cubense
Lineage: Eukaryota; Metazoa; Arthropoda; Insecta; Orthoptera; Acrididae
Gene: THG
Product: probable tRNA(His) guanylyltransferase
Exons: 2
Coding region: 148-1098 (316 amino acids)
Biological process (GO): tRNA modification
Molecular function (GO): magnesium ion binding; tRNA guanylyltransferase activity
Source: RefSeq, a predicted model, not a curated record